Oldenlandia corymbosa var. corymbosa is the source of this 2670-nucleotide messenger RNA. Lineage: Eukaryota; Viridiplantae; Streptophyta; Magnoliopsida; Gentianales; Rubiaceae. The record is from the annotation of a GenBank genome assembly.
AACAAAGAUUUUUCCAUCUAAGUUAUAACCGAUCGUCCCACAUCCGCCGCCCCCGCCGACGCCGCUCCCGGUCCCCAAAUCGCCGCCCCCACAUGAAUAGGAAAUUAGACGGAGCCGGAGAAGCGUCCUCCUCGAAGCUCCAAUUACCGGUUCCCGGAACUUUACAAUCCAAAUAUCGUCAACCUUGGUUAGUGUACUUCCACGGCCGGGGCCGCCGCCACAACCAAACCUUUUGUGAUCUUUCAUCAUCUUCGUCUCCUUCUUCUGGAGUAAUUGCAAUUCCCAAGAGAAUCCCUGAAUUGGGCAAUGACCGAAGGGUUUUAUACUGUUCCCCAGAUGGCGAUUGGUUACUUUUGCAAGAGAAAAACUGCCUUACACAAUCCUUCUUCUUGUGGAAUCCCACGACGCAGGAGGAUUCAAUUAAGCUGCCUCUUCUGAGACAUUUCCUCCAGGAGAAGUCAAUUCAUCAGGGCUUGUUAUUGUUGUCUUCGUCGAAUCCCAACCCUUUGGUAAUUUUAUUCGUUUUGGAACUAUGUUUAAUCUUAUAUUGUCGGGUUGGGGACAGAAGAUGGACAGAAUUCGAUUAUGCUGAAAGGAUUGAAUCUCAAACGGGGUUACCUUUUGGACGAGAUUAUUACCUAUGUAGCCCUGUUGUUUUUGAUGGUGAAAUCUAUGCUACGGCUUCUUGCUAUACUGAUUUUGUUGUUUUUGAUGGUGAAAUCUAUGCUACGGCUUCUUGCUAUACUGAUUUAUUGAGAAUUCACAUUGAUGAUGACAACAAUUGUGAGGUUAUUGUAUUGUCAGAACAUCCAUCUAAGCAUCUUAAUUCUCCACCCUGUAAAAGUUCUCGUGGGAUUUUCUUGGUGCCAAUUGGGGACGAACUUUUUCGAAUCCUGAUUUCCCCUGAUUUUUUCGAUAGAUAUGGAGAAACUCUAUCAAUUACCAUUUCCAAGUUUGAUUUCUCCUCAAAGUUAUGGAAAACAGAACUACAGCCAUGUUUGAAUGGAGGGUCAGUUUUCCUGUGCAAUUUCUACUCCCUUUACUGCAGCAACAGUGGAGGAGGCCUGGAUGAUGGUUGGAGUUACAUAUAUUUUACAGUUGAGAAUGAUCAAAAUUUGUUCUCAUACAGGGUUGAGGAUGGAAGGUUAACAUCAUAUUCAAUUCUUCCAACAGUGUUACAAGGAUCUUGGAUUUCUCAAUGGAUUAUGGCUCAUGUUGCGCCGCCGCCAGAACCUGACGUCCUACAUUGUUACAGUGAUAUGCUAUUGCAACCCAGUGACGCCGUGGAUCCCUGGAAAGAGCGAGAACAAGAGAUUUCGUGGAGGAACAGAGUAAGAACUCAGAAGAGGUUGAAGACAUUGGAAUCUGAAACUGUUGGGAAUUUGGAGGCAAUGAAAUCAGAAACUUUUGGGAACUUCGGAUCACCUUCACUGUGUGAUCUAUCACAAGAGGUACUUGGCCUGAUAUCCGAAAACCUAUCUUUCGUUGAUUACAUGCUCUUUCGUUGUGUCAAUAAGGUUUGCUCCUCCGCGACUAUCCGGAUGAGGGUGAAUAGCUUCCCUCCAUGCUUGAUAUAUAAAGACAGUUUUUAUGGUGUUUACAAUAUAGUUGAUUCCAACCUUAACCAUAAAAUCUCCAUAAAUGUUUCAGAGGCCCUGAAAAACUAUGUGAUUUGUUGUUCUAGAGGUGGUUGGCUACUCAUGAGAUACGAAUCGGAUUAUGUUUUCUUUAAUCCGUUGACAAGUCAAGUAGUCCGUGUGGGAGGUAAACCAAAUCUGGGGUGCUCGAUUAUGAACUUUACCUUCUUAAAUAAACCAUCCUCUCCUGAUUGCACAAUCCUCACAAUGGCCAAGUUUAGCGAGUCUUCCAGGAGACCGCACUUUGUUCAACGCUGUCCACAACUAGGAGCAAUGAAGUGGUGGACAUUGAUGGCAGGAGAGCAAGGCAUACAGCGAAGUUUUGACCAGAAUCGCAAUAGUCCAGUACAGUUGGGAGAAUUUUGUUACUAUUUAAGCGAUGACGGGAGAGUUGCGCGUAUCAAAUUCGCUGCAGAUGGACAAUCCUCUUUUCACUGGGAAAUUUUAAGCAUCCGUGUACUUCCUGUGUCAAAUGUGAGACUGAACUACCUAACUGAUUGUGGAGGAAAACUUGUAGCUAUACUUAUAGGUGACAAAAGCGGUGGAAAUAAACCAUGGAUUCGGGUUUUUAAGCUGAAGGAAUUUAAGAAAUGGGAAGAAAUCCAUCAGUUGGAAGGUUAUUCUUUAUGUCUAAGCUGGUCUUCAUCAAUAUCUGUUCUCACAGAAACACCAGAAAUGGCGAAUAGGAUUUAUUUUCCCAAGUUCUACAAAGAUGAAUUGGUCUAUUAUUCUUUGGACACCAAAACAUAUCAUUCUGUAGGGAGCCAACAUGAUCUGGAAAGCUUAAAUGAAACUAGCAUGUAUAUGGAUUGUGCUUGGAUUGAACCAAGUUGGAACUGAAGUUUUUACAGGUGGAAUUUCUAGGUUUAUAGUUCAUUAGUCGUUUGUGAUGAUUUGAUUAGGAAAGAUUUAGAAAUAAGAGCUUAUUCCCUCCAUUUCAAAAUGUAGGUCGUUUUAGGUUUGGAGAGAUUUUUCAAAAUGUAGGUCGUUUUACAAAUUCUAGACAAAUUAAUGACUAUUUUUCUAACUUUAC